ACGGCCCCGGCUCAGCACCUCGGAGAGCUCCCUCCCCGGCCUUGUUUUGCUCCGGAAUCACCGCCUGGGGAGGGAGCCAAGGGGCCGGGCACCCGGCGCAGUGGCAGAGGGGAUGGCAGUAGAGGGGACGAAGGGCCCCGACGGGCAAAGGGCCCAGCUGUGACCCAGCGGGGUCUGGGGGCCCGGGUACCAGGGGGGGCAAGGGGCAGCUGGCAGCGGCAGCAGUGGCUGCACAUCUGGAUGGAAACGAGCUUUGUCCAGACCAUCAUGGCUCUAGGGCUAUCCUCAAAGAAAGCGUCUUCCCGCAAUGUGGCCGUGGAGCGUAGGAACCUGAUUACCGUGUGCAGGUUCUCUGUGAAAACCCUGCUGGAGAAAUACACAGCAGAGCCCAUUGACGACUCGUCUGAGGAGUUUGUGAACUUCGCAGCCAUCUUGGAGCAGAUCCUCAGCCACCGUUUCAAAGCCUGUGCCCCAGCAGGUCCUGUGAGCUGGUUCAGCUCAGACGGGCAGCGGGGCUUCUGGGACUAUAUCCGGCUGGCCUGCAGCAAAGUGCCCAACAACUGCGUGGGCAGCAUCGAAAACAUGGAGAACAUCAGCACAGCCCGAGCCAAGGGCCGGGCAUGGAUCCGGGUAGCACUGAUGGAGAAGCGCAUGUCAGAGUACAUCACCACGGCUCUGCGGGACACCCGGACCACCAGACGUUUCUAUGACUCAGGAGCCAUCAUGCUGAGGGAGGAAGCCACAGUCCUCACCGGGAUGCUGAUAGGCCUGAGCGCCAUAGACUUCAGCUUCUGCCUAAAGGGUGAGGUGCUGGACGGGAAGACCCCCGUGGUCAUAGAUUACACGCCCUACCUAAAGUUCACCCAGAGCUACGACUACCUGACUGAUGAGGAGGAGCGGCACAGCGCCGAGAGCAGCACGAGCGAGGACAACUCGCCGGAGCACCCGUACUUGCCGCUCGUCACCGACGAGGACAGUUGGUACAGCAAGUGGCACAAGAUGGAACAGAAGUUCCGCAUCGUCUAUGCGCAGAAGGGCUACCUGGAGGAGCUCGUGCGUCUGCGCGAGUCGCAGCUGAAGGACUUGGAGGCGGAGAACCGGAGGCUGCAGCUGCAACUGGAGGAGGCGGCAGCGCAGAACCAGCGCGAGAAGCGGGAGCUGGAAGGCGUGAUUCUGGAGCUGCAGGAGCAGCUGACAGGUCUGAUCCCUGGUGACCACGCUCCCCUGGCCCAGGGUUCCAAGGAGUUCACCACCCCCCUGGUCAACCAGUGGCCGUCCCUGGGAACGCUCCACAGGGCGGAGGGUGUCAGCGACCCCAAGCGCUACCGGAGACACAGUUUCAUGAGCACGGAGCCGCUGUCAGCCGAAGCCAGUCUGAGCUCCGACUCCCAGCGCCUGGGAGAGGGCAAGCAGGACGAGGAGCCCUGGGGCCCCAUCGGGAAGGACCCCACGCCCUCCAUGCUGGGCCUCUGCGGCUCCCUGGCCUCCAUCCCCAGCUGCAAGUCCCUGGCGAGCUUCAAAUCCAACGAGUGCCUGGUGAGCGACAGCCCCGAGGGCAGCCCCGCACUGAGCCCCAGCUGAAGUGCAGGCCACACUGGCCCCACCUGCCGGGGGCUGCUGCCUGCUGCCUUUCCUCAGAGUGCCCCAGUCCAGGCCACCCUUCCAGAGAAGGCUGCCUGCCCAGCCAGGGGUCUUUUUCUUCUGGUUUUAGCUUCCUGUCUGGGAAGCCAGGGCUGCCAAGGGAUGCGGGUCUGGCAGGCAGGUGGGGUCGUCAAAGCCACAGGGAACCCUUGGGGAAGCUUGUUCCAUUCUUCUGGUGACCCAUGGCUGCCUGGCUGGCUCCCUCCUGGGACUCCCCUUUUCGGUCCCCCACACCCGCCUCGGGAACUUGGGGCCCAGCCUCAGCACCUCCAUCUCCCCCGUCUCUCCCUGUACUCAUGCCCUGGCGUCACUUCUUCCUCAGCCCCCCGUGUGGGGGCUCCAAGGGAAUCGGGCAAAUAAAAGACAGAGGACCGAG
Messenger RNA from Artibeus jamaicensis (Jamaican fruit-eating bat), 2017 nucleotides. RefSeq names its product RUN domain containing 3A (gene RUNDC3A). The record is from RefSeq and is a predicted model, not a curated record. The transcript has 11 exons. NCBI's taxonomy places the organism in Eukaryota, Metazoa, Chordata, Mammalia, Chiroptera, Phyllostomidae. Gene Ontology annotation, cellular component: cytosol. The coding region runs from base 241 to 1581 and encodes 446 amino acids.